Messenger RNA from Cynara cardunculus var. scolymus (artichoke), 576 nucleotides. RefSeq lists its product as uncharacterized. Bases 1 to 576 code for a protein of 191 amino acids. The record is from RefSeq and is a predicted model, not a curated record. NCBI's taxonomy places the organism in Eukaryota, Viridiplantae, Streptophyta, Magnoliopsida, Asterales, Asteraceae. The transcript has a single exon.
AUGUCAAAAGAUAUGCUAAGCAUUGGUUCUGACUCUAAGCCUCCGGUUCUUGCUGUCGGAGAGUAUUUACAAUGGAAAGUUCGAAUGAUUCACUUCCUUGACAAUAAGGAUGAGAAGUUGAUGAAAUCUAUAAAAAAUAGACCUCACAUCAGUUAUAUGGAUCUUCCUGAGCAAACUACCGCUGUUGGUAUUGUUGUGCCUGCUUCUAAGAUAAAGAAAGAUCCACAGUACUACACUGAAACCGAGAAACAAAGGGUCCUAAUUGAUAAGAAAGUUUUGACUUAUAUGUUAAUGGCCAUUCCAAAUGAACUUUUCGACCGUGUUGACAGCAGAGGCUCAGCAAAAGAGUUAUGGGAUGAAUUGGAGAAACAGAUGUUGGAAAGUGAAAAGUCAAUUCAGACACGGAUGAAUCAAUGCAUCAGUGCUUAUGAAGGAUUCAGGGCUCGUGAGAAUGAAACCAUCACUGAAUCCUACAACCGAUUCAAUGUAUUUCUGAAUGACCUAAGGAGGAAUAGUAUUAAAAAAUCCAUGUCUGAAAUUAACUACAAGUUUUUGAAGAAUUUAAAGUCAGAGUGA